ACAGAUUUUCCCUCCAUAAAUGGACAGAGAAGUGGUUCCCGUCUCUUUCCAUACGGCGAGCUCACGCCGUGAGCCGGCGGAGAGGAACAUGGCCACACGCCGUGCGAAGAUCUCCCAGAGCGCCGCCGCCGCCGACCGCAUCACCGCGCUGCCGCUCGACCUCCGCGCGCGCAUCGUCUCCUACCUGCCGUUCCGCGAGGUCGUCCAGCUUUCUACUCUUUCCCAAUCUUGGCGCCACAUCCACCACCAGGUUCCCGUCGUUGACCUCGAUCUCCGCGAGUUCGUCGCCUUUCAGGAGCACAUCAUCGACGAGGAGCUCGCCAUCCCAGGUAUCGUCGAUGACGACACGCUCCUCGGCAUACGCGUCGCGCUUGCCCAUCGCGCGCGGGAGGGGAUCGGAUCCAAGGUGGAGACGAUGAGGCUGGCCUACAGCGCCGGGGACCCCCGCGUGAAGCGACACGCUGACCGCCUGAUCGCGCUCGCGGACGCGCCCAAGAUCCGCCUCAACGUCUCCUUCGCCGCCGUCGACCGCUUACCGAAGCGGUGGAACUGGAAGGUGGACCUGCCACCCGCGGCCCGUCACCUGAAGAUACGAUCGUUGGACUUCCUCAAGCCCACCCCCACCAUCGCCGGGCCGGGUGCCGCCGGCCUGCGGGAGCUUUACCUCCACAACGUUACGCUCCGCGAGUGGCCGCGCCUCCCGUCCCUGCGCGCCCUCAGGUUGAGCACGGUCACCGCCACGAGACCAUUCACGCCUGGCGCGUCGUGCCCGCUGCUUGAGCACCUGGACAUCUGGGGCUCGACGAUCAAGCACCCUCGCGUCGACAUCCGCCUCCCGCACCUCAAGAACCUGGACAUGGACGACGUCAACAUUGAGCAAUCCAGCGACUUCCUGGUCCCGUACGGCGACGUGACCGUUGACGCGCCGGAGCUGGAGGAGCUCAUGGUCAACUGCCGCACUGGGUGGACCGUGGAGUACAAAUCGUUCACGCUCCACGCCCCAGCGAUGCGGUGCCUGCGCUGGUUCGAGCAGUUCGCGGAGAUCGUGCGCAUCGACGUCGGCAAACCGGGAAGCGUUUCCAGGGGCACGAUCCAAUUCACGUCGAACGGGGAGUUGGAGGAGAUGCGCUGCAGAGAAAUGAAGUACUACCGCGCUCAGAUGAUAGAGAUGCUCCACGGGCUCCUCCCCCAUCUGCCUCCGUGGAUCGUCGCCGACAUCGCAAGGCCAUACAUGACGUCGGAGACGCGCACCGUCAUGGAUGAAGCUCUGGAAGAGAUGGUUCCGGAGGAGACGCUCACCUGCGACCUCGGCCGGCUCAUGUCGCGAGAUGUUUGAAUACUUCUCUUUGCUACGAAUUGGAUAUUUAUGAACACAAAGAAUUUAGGUUUGGUAAUCUUGGCAGAAACCUUGUCUGCUUGUUGAGAUAUAUCUGUCUAUUUUCCUUUCCACACUGAAUGUUCUAUGCUUCCUGCGCAAUCCCUUAGUUUGAGCAUCAGUAGUAUCCCUAAAUUUUGACAAAUCUAAGACAUUCUUGGUGGGAUGGAGGGGAACCUAUAUUUUAUAUGUGGUUUAACUUUCAUGUACUGGGAGUUGCACAUCUCGUUCUUUUUGCCAGUUUCAAGAUGGUUUGAUCUGUGCCUUGAUAGUCCCUUGUUUAGAGUAUCUAUUGAGACUGAAGUCAUCCAGGUAUUGGUUGUUACCCUAUUUUGGUGAACUGAAUUAAGGUAUGCUCUUUUGAAUUCUGA
This is a messenger RNA of Lolium perenne, 1746 nucleotides long. RefSeq lists its product as uncharacterized. Gene Ontology annotation, molecular function: protein binding. NCBI's taxonomy places the organism in Eukaryota, Viridiplantae, Streptophyta, Magnoliopsida, Poales, Poaceae. The record is from RefSeq and is a predicted model, not a curated record.